CGAUAUUAUAACCACCCGCACAGAUAAGAGUCAUCAUGUCAGAUGAAGUCAAUGUCUUUAUGGACCCUUUCCUCAAAAUCUACACAAAUCCUGAUCAUAUAGAAGUAGCCGAUAACCUCACUGAAUCCUUUCACGAUGACAUUGUGUUGAAAGUGCAACAGAGAGACACAGAAUUGUUGGAGUCCCUGGGAAUCAUCCAAUCAAAACUCAUCAAAACUAUGGAGAAACAACCAGAGAAACCAAAACAAAGUAGUUCAUUACUGGACAUUGUUGAAUCAAAACUUAAUGAUGUGAAGGAAAGAGAAAGGCUGAGAGAAAAAAAGCAGAGUGGUAAAGAAAAGCCAGCAGAGAAAGAAGUGAUACACAUAACAAAUGAAACAACUGAAGAUCAGUCAGAAAAAGCAGAAAUGUGUCAUUUUGACAUGAUACAGAUGGAAAAAUGUCUUGAGGAGCAAAAUGAGCAAACCGAGGCUGAGGAUCCAUGUGAAGUGACCACAGAACAACAACACGUGAAGGCUGUUAAUAAAGAAGAGCAAAGAGAACCGAGAAUUUCAGUUCCAAUGACAAAUGAAGAAGCAAAGGAAAUGAUUGAGUGUGGAAAAGCUACAGACAUUCACAAAACAAAACAACCUGACAGUGUCGAAACAGACCAUUUUCAAGAGCCACAAGCUACUAUAAUGGAAAAAGAUUUUUUGACAGAAAAACCUAAUAAGACUAAUCUCAGUGAACCAUUAAACAAAGUCGCUACUAAAGAGGAAAAUGAGGAGGUUGUGGAGAUACAGAAGCAAGAAUUGCUCAGUGGAGCAGUGUGUCCAGAUGCCAAGAAGUCACAAGAUGACACAGAUAAUGUGUUUCUGUGUAAAGCAAAAGAGAACAUUCAUUUAAAAUCAGAAAGCACUGAGAAGAGGGAAAGUAUAAACACAACACCUAAAAAGCAAGAAGAGGAGCAUCUAUAUGAAGUACCCGAUGUUUUUCUCCCUUGUUCUGCUGAAUACGUUUAUGAAACAGAAAGUGUUAAAGAACAAAUGAAGAAACUGGACAACGUCACACUUCACAUUGCUGUUACAGGAUCAACUGGAGCAGGAAAAUCCAGCUUUAUCAAUGCAAUACGAGGUCUGAAACCUGAUGACGACAAUGCAGCUCCCACAGGAGUAACUGAGACAACAAUGAUAUCAACAGUGUACGAACAUCCUACAAUGCCCAGUGUAAAAUUAUGGGAUCUGCCAGGGACUGGAAGUCCCAAAUUUAAAGCCAAAAAAUAUCUAAAGGAGGUGAAACUUGACACCUUUGACUUCUUCAUCAUCAUCUCCUCAGAGAGAUUCAAAGAAAAUGACAUCAUGCUGGCUAAAGCAAUUAAAGAGAAGAAGAAGUUGUUCUACUUUCUCCGCUCCAAGAUUGACAAUGACAUUCAAGCGGAAUCUCAAAGGAAAGACUUUGAUGAGCAGAAAGCUCUCUCACAUAUUCGUGAGAACUGCCAUAGUUACCUUAAGGAUAUGGAUAACCCAAAACCAAAAAUUUUCCUGAUUUCCUCUUUUGAAUUGCACAAAUAUGAUUUUCAAACCCUCGUCGACACACUGGAGAAACAGCUACCUGCUCAGAAGAGAGAUGCUUUGAUUUUGUCUUUGCCAAUAUACUCCUCCAAGAUUCUGGACAAGAAAAUCGAACUGUUUAUGAAGCAAACCUGGUCGGCUGCCGUCGCUUCUGGUUCCAUUGCUGUGGCUCCAGUGCCUGGUCUUUCCAUAGCUUGUGACGCUGCCAUUUUGCUGGCUUUCUUCACUAAGUGUUACUAUGCAUUCGGUCUGGAUGAUGAAUCAAUAGAUAAGCUUUCGGUGAGAGUCAACAAUCCAUCCCUCAAAUCUGUAAGAAAGUCACCUCUAGUGAUUGCUAUUGGGCAAAAGAAACUCAGUAAUAAGGAGCUAUCAGCACUGACAAACAGGGAAGCAGCUGUUAAAUUUGCGUGGAGCAUGGUUCCUGUUGUAGGGAGUAAAAAAACUGCAGAAAUGUCUUAUUCUGCAACACUGAACCUUCUGCGAGCAGGCGUUCAGGAUCUCGCUGAUACAGCCAAAGAAGUGCUGAAAGUGGCAGGUCUGAUUGAUGUCUACUAAAAUCACAGAUUGGGAUCAGUCAAGAGGUCAUGCCAUUGGUCAUUUUUGUUAAGCCUUUUUGACAUUUUGUGUGUAGUCACAUUCACUCAUAACAUAUGUUGCUGCCAUUCAAGAAGCUGAGCUGCAUGCAUCUAAUAACUGUUCUGAACAUGUUUCUUUAUUAUCUUAAAAAUGUAAGUCUUAAAUUGCUUUUGUUCAUAGAUUUACUUCCUAUAAAAGAUGCCUAUAAACAUUUUUAUCUGAAUCAUGGACUAAUUGUGUUGUUUGUUAGAUUGUGUGCUGAGUGUGUAUAGAAAUUAAGCUACUACUGUAUGUCCUCUGUUUAUAAACUAUUUACAGGAAUCUGGUCACAAUUAGCUGACAGUUUAAUUUUUCAUUGUUUAUUUAUUUCUAUUUGAUAUUUAAUGAUGUACAGGCUAAUGUCUCAUACAUAAUAAAAAAUUAA
Onychostoma macrolepis is the source of this 2550-nucleotide messenger RNA. RefSeq names its product interferon-inducible GTPase 5-like. Gene Ontology annotation, cellular component: membrane. Gene Ontology annotation, molecular function: GTP binding. Bases 36 to 2105 code for a protein of 689 amino acids. NCBI's taxonomy places the organism in Eukaryota, Metazoa, Chordata, Actinopteri, Cypriniformes, Cyprinidae. The transcript has 2 exons. The record is from RefSeq and is a predicted model, not a curated record.